UUCCGUCAAAGUCCCGAUGACGCACAUGACACGGGAAGCACUGGAGCGUCUUCCGGAAACUUAAAGUCAGAGAGUAGCUCAAUGUGACAUUUCGGAGCGGUUAUUUCUGAACUGUUAUAGAAGAAUAAGAAUGUUUCUCACUACAGUAAACCUUGCCAAGAGCAAAUCUAAGACAUUGCUGGUUCAGAUGGUGAGUGCGGCGGGCACAGGUUAUUGUUUUAACACGAAGAGGGGCCGAUUGAGGGACAAACUGGUUUUGCGAAAGCAUGACCCUAUAGUGAACAAACAUGUUCUGUUCAUUGAGAAGAGGAAGAUACGUUCUCUUUAAAAAUGGGAGACUCUUUUGAUACAGACACUGAGAAAAUUGACUUUUUAAAGUGUUACUGGCAUAAAACAACUGCCACAGUGUGAUGGUCAACAUCCAACAUAUGAAAGUGUCACUAAACAACUAUGAAGGAAGAAGAUUUACAUCAAAGUAAAGGUUUUGCAUCACUGCAGCUGUGGAUGACUGGCCUAAUGAGACCAGAAAUCAGUUGUAUAUCUUGUCAGGAUAAUAUGUGUUGUGUUGGAUUU
Molecule: messenger RNA, 573 nt
Organism: Sinocyclocheilus anshuiensis
Lineage: Eukaryota; Metazoa; Chordata; Actinopteri; Cypriniformes; Cyprinidae
Gene: mrpl33
Product: mitochondrial ribosomal protein L33
Exons: 4
Coding region: 131-328 (65 amino acids)
Biological process (GO): translation
Cellular component (GO): mitochondrion; ribosome
Molecular function (GO): structural constituent of ribosome
Source: RefSeq, a predicted model, not a curated record